Messenger RNA from Staurois parvus, 356 nucleotides. The record is from the annotation of a GenBank genome assembly. Lineage: Eukaryota; Metazoa; Chordata; Amphibia; Anura; Ranidae.
UUACACUUGGCACAAUGCAGUCAGGCAAGUACAGUUCUCCUGGCAACCACCAAACCCAGACACGUCCAUUGGAUUGCCAGACAGAGAAGCGCGAUUCAUUGCACUUGGUGAUCAUUUGCUGUCUCCGCUCUGUUAUUUUGUGUGGCCUACAACUUUGUGGCUGAGUUGCUGUUGUUCCCAGUUGCUUCCACUUUAUUAUAAUACCACUAACAGUUGACUGUGGAAUAUUUAGUAGCAUGGAAAUUUUAGGGAUGGACUUAUUGCACAGGUGGCAACCUAUCAUGCUACCACGCUUGAAUUCACUGAGCUCCUGAAAGCGACCCAUUAAUGUUUAUAGAAGCAGUCUGCAUGCCUAG